Daphnia magna is the source of this 17173-nucleotide messenger RNA. RefSeq names its product fat-like cadherin-related tumor suppressor homolog (gene kug). The record is from RefSeq and is a predicted model, not a curated record. Gene Ontology annotation, cellular component: plasma membrane. The coding region runs from base 522 to 15701 and encodes 5059 amino acids. Gene Ontology annotation, molecular function: calcium ion binding. NCBI's taxonomy places the organism in Eukaryota, Metazoa, Arthropoda, Branchiopoda, Diplostraca, Daphniidae. The transcript is spliced from 34 exons. Gene Ontology annotation, biological process: homophilic cell-cell adhesion.
GUCAGUGGACGCUUGGCAAUCGUAGCGCGCGUUCGUGUUCUUGUGGCUCUGUGUGUUUUGUGCGUGCAUCGUGUUUCUGCUCCCCCCCCCCCCUCUCUUGAUCGAACGCACCGAAAACUGUUCGUCCCAACACAUAUAAUAUUUUUUUUUUUAGAUUCAGCAGCUUUCUGUUUUUGUUAAAGUGUUUAAACGAGGGGGACGCUAACAAAAACUGGUGUGUUGUGAUCACCGAUGUUGGGAAUUGCUGAAAUUGGAAGAGAACAAGGAUUAUUCAUUUGGUACCGAAAAAAAGAAAUAGAGAAAGGACAAGUUAACUAUUUUUUUCAAGCAACGCCAAAAAUCCAGCAAACAGUACAACAACACACACAAAAAAACGAGGAAUCAGAGACCCACAUUCUUGAACGAGAUAUGACGAGGUGAAGGACAACCCGAUUCUUUUUGUUGCUUUCAAAAAACAGCAAAAAUAUUUUGAAAGGAAUUUUUUUGUUGUUGUUGUUGUUGUGUGGUGUGGGGAAGAGGUGAUGACAAUGGACGAGACGAAGGACCUUGAAGAGCCUAAACGAAGGCGGAGGAGGAGGAGACCGUUGAUUAGAAGUCGACUUGGCAGCGGGACAGCAGUGGCCAGCUGGAUGCAAAUUGCGGUCGCGUUGUGCGUGGCCGUCAGUUUGGCUGAUUGCCGGAAAUUGGCGUUUACUCGACAGCGCUACAACGCCACCAUCUACGAGAACAACAUCGGCAAGAGCUACGCCACUCCAGAAACGGAAAGGAUGGGCAUCCAGUUGCCGGAAGCGUCGACUGCUACCGACAUCCGUUACCGCAUCAUCAGCGGCGACAAGAACAAGCUGUUCAAAGCCGAAUCUCGUCAAGUGGGCGAUUUCAGUUUCCUCUUGUUAAGAACUCGAACCGGGCAGGUGGAUGUGCUCAACAGGGAGCGGACGGAGCUGCACAAACUGCGCGUCCGGGCCAUGCUCAGGUCGGCUGUCGAUGGAUCCGAUUCCGACCUGCCCGACGCUGAGGCCGACGUUUGGGUCUACGUCCAGGACACGAACGACUUGAGUCCGCUUUUCUAUCCCAGUGAAUACGAAGUGAACGUGCCCGAAGAUUCGCCCCUGCACGUCUCUUUAGUUCAAGUGAAGGCGGACGACGCGGACGUCGGCGUCAACGGGGAGAUUUAUUACUCGCUGGCCGACGCGUCGGAAACGUUCGCCGUUCAUCCGCUGACGGGCGUCAUCUCGUUGACCAGGCCGCUCGUCUUUGCCGAUCAACCGUUUCACGAGCUGAUCGUUUUGGCCAACGACCGAGGGCCCAAACUGGGCACGGCGGUGGUGGGCGCCGCCUCGCGCGCCCGGGUGCGCGUCCAUGUGAUGAGGGUGAAUCAGCACGAGCCCCGCAUCCACGUGCGCCACUUGCCCGAGGUUGUGGAGCAGUCGCAAGUGGACGUUUACGCCGUCGUUCGAGUGGAAGACGCCGAUCAGGGUCCCAGCGGCCACAUUCGCUCGCUGGACAUAAUCGGCGGCGAUCCGGAUGGGUACUUCCGCGUCCAGCGGGUCGGAAAUGUGGCCCAGCCGGCGGACAAUAACAAUGGCGCCGAAUUCAAUAUCGCCGUUCUCAAGUUGCUGGAUCGUGAAAGAGCCCCGAUGGGCUACAACCUGACGCUGAGGGCCGUCGACGGUGGCACCCCUGCGCGCAAUUCGACGGCCACGCUGCACGUGACGGUGUCUGACUGGAACGAUCACGCCCCUGUCUUCGAUCGUCAACACUAUGACGUGCGCGUUGUGGAGACGGCGCCCGUGGGCACUCCUUUGAUCCGCCUACGCGUCUCCGAUGAAGAUCAGGGCCGCAACGCCCAGGUCCAGCUUAGCAUUGUCGGCGGUAAUCAGGGCGGACAUUUUCGCAUCAACCCCACGUCGGGCGUGCUCUACACAGCCUUGCCGCUCGAUGCCGAAAUGAGGGCCGAACAUGUGCUGACUGUCAGCGCUAUCGAUCAGGGAACGGCCGGCACGCGUCAACAAUCGUCAGCCAAGAUCACCGUCCAAGUUCUGGACGCCAACGACAACGAUCCCAUUUUCUAUCAGCAGCCGGGCGGCGUUUUAGAGAUCCAGGUGGAUGAGAAUGAGCAAGCCGGGGCUGAAGUGGCCAGAGCGACGGCCCGAGACGCCGACGCUGGUGAGAAUGCGUACAUUAGUUACAGCCUGGCUAAUCUGGCACCCGUUCCUUUCGAAGUGGAUCCCUUCACCGGAGCCAUCCGCACUACCGAGACGUUAGACUACGAGACUGGACGUCGAAGAUAUAUGCUGAAAAUCCGCGCGUCCGACUGGGGAACUCCGUACAGACGUCAAUCGGAGCUGCUGGUCACGGUGAUUGUCCGUGACGUCAACGACAACCGGCCGCAAUUCCAGCGCGUUGGCUGCGUCGGACGCGUUCCGCGAACGACGGCCAUCGGCUCUGAGCUCUUGACUUUAUCGGCCGUCGAUUUCGAUCAGGGCAACACAGUCGUUUAUCGCAUCGUUUCCGGCAACGAGGACGGAUGUUUCAGUCUGGACUCGUCGUCUGGCGCCGUGGGCGUCGCUUGCGACCUCUCGGACCUUGGCAUCAGCGAGCGAUUCGUCAACGUGACGGCCACCGAUGGCCAGCACUUUGCCGACAUCAUGACGAUCCGCAUCCAUCUGACGGCCGGCCUUCGAGGCGAAGAAGAGCCGCGGUUCGAGUGCCGAGAAACUGGACUCGGCAAAAAGGUCUUGGAAAUGAUGAACGCCGCGGCCAAGAGGCAGACGGGCGCUGAUGAUUCAGAUCCGGUCACGGAACUGCCUCCACUUCCGUCGCGCUACGGCCAGAAUGUACACACUCCAGAAUUCUACGAUUUCCCCGUCCAGGUUCGUGUCAAUGAAUCCGUCUCGAGCGGGACGGCCCUUAUCCGCCUGAGGGCGAGAGAUCGUGACCACGGCUACAACGGUCUGCUAGUGUACGUCAUUUCCGGCGGCGACGACGACUCGGCUUUUCAAAUCGAGACAGAGACGGGCUUGUUGCGAGUGGCCGGCCAAUUAGACCGAGAGAAAAGGGCCGGCUAUUCGUUGAACGUGACCGUCUUGGACUUGGGACAGCCGCAGAAAUCCGCCUGGAGGAUUCUGCCCGUCAUUGUGACGGACGUCAACGACAACCCGCCGCGAUUCGAUCGACCCGUCAUCAGCGUCUCGAUCGCCGAAACGGCCCAGAUGGGCACGUCCGUCGCGCAACUGAGCGCCAGCGACGCCGAUGAAGGCGACAACGCCAAAAUUACGUUCAGCUUAGCCGCCGGAGCUUCGCCUGACAUGAAGCUCGACCCCAACACGGGACUGCUCACGGUCGCCGGCCAGCUGGAUCGCGAACGUCAGGAUUUUUACGAGAUGGCCGUUAUCGCGCGAGACGGAUCGCCGAACGGGCCCGGCUUAACGGCCAAGGCUCUGGUCCGCGUCCGCAUUUUGGACGUCAACGACGUGGCUCCGCGUUUCGCCCGGCCUUGGCAAGUGGUCAAAAUCCGUGAAGAUAUGCCCGUCGGGGCAGUGGUGGCUCUUGUGGAAGCCAACGAUCCCGAUCUCGGCGCGGGCGGUAGCGUCCGUUACAGCCUGGCGUCCAGCUACGCGUCUGAAACUGUGGAGAGGUUCGCUAUUGAUCGCGUGACGGGCACGGUGCGGCUGUCCCGCCGUCUGGAUUUCGAGGAUCGGUCCGUCUACAAUUUGACGGUGCGUGCCAAAGAUCGUGGCUCGCCUUCCCUGUCCAGCGAAGCGUACCUGGCCAUUGAGGUGGUCGACGUCAACGAGAACCUCUACGCCCCGCGGUUCGAAGACUUUGUCACCGAGGCCAGCGUCCGUGAGAACGCACCACCGGGCACGUUGGUAGCCAAAGUGACGGCCACCGAUGCCGAUCCUUCCGGCGACGAUUCUCGCCUCUCGUACGCCAUCCGCGGCGGCACUGGAUUGGGACUGUUCUCCAUCGACAAUGAAGGCGGGAUCCGAACCCGAGCCGUGCUGGAUCGUGAAACGACACCGCAUUAUUGGCUAACAGUGGUGGCCCAGGAUCACGGCAUCGUCACUCUUUCCGCUUCUAUUGAAGUAUUUGUUGAAGUGCUGGAUGAGAACGAUCACAUUCCCUUGACGACCGAGCCCGUCUACUGGGUGCACGUAGCAGAAAAUUCGCCACCGAGGACUCCCGUCGCCCGAAUCACGGCCAUCGACGGCGACCGCAAUUCCAAGUUGACCUAUCAGCUCAAAGCCGGAAAUCCGCAGAGCCUUUUUGACAUUGAUCCCAACACGGGCAAUAUAACGACGACUGGAAGGCGCCUGGACCGCGAGAAUCUGACGGAACACAUCUUAGAGGUGUUGGUGAUUGACAACGGCAACCCGACACUCUCGUCCAGCACGCGCGUGGUGGUGACGGUCGACGACGUCAACGACAACGCGCCCGAGUUUCUCGAACGCUUUUACAAGAUUCAAAUUCCUGCCAGCGUCAUCUCUCAUCCGGAAAGCGUCGUCCUUCAGAACGAGACGGAAGAAUGGCUCGAUCCAGAGUCCAACAGCACAACUUUAUGGAUCACUUCGCAGCUGGAUAAUCUCGUGGGCAGUCCAGUCUUCAGGGUGGAGGCAUUCGACCGCGAUACUGGCGAAAAUGGCCGUGUCGAAUACAGCCUGAUGGAAACAGCCAGCACUAAAGGACGCUUCCGGAUUCAUCCGCACAGUGGAAUCAUCUACUCCCAAAAGAGCCUCUCUGCCGGCCAAGAAUUCUCGUUUAGCGUCCGUGCCAGCGACCGAGGCCGCCCGUCUCGCAAUGCCACCACCCGCGUUUCUGUGGCCGUUAUUGGAGUGCCGCCACAAUCGGCCAGUCCGCCUGAACUCAGCACAGACAACAGCCGACGAGCCGACGUGAUGGAAUCGGAUCCCGUCGGUCACGCCGUCGCCUUCAUCACGGCCAACGAUCCCGACGGCGACAUGCUCUGGUACAAGAUCGAAGAUGGAAAUAUCGGCGACAAAUUUGCAAUGCAAACGACAGGCAAUGGCAAAGUUUACGUGGCUCAGCCUCUCGAUUGGGAACAGCAAUCGUCUUAUUUGCUCAACAUUAGCAUCACGGACGGCCACAACACGAUUUACACUCAGUUGGAAAUUACCGUCCUCGAUGUCAACGAUCACCCGCCCGUUUUCUCCGAACAGCAUUACCGAGCUGAAGUGUCUGAGAAUGCCGAAGUGGGCGCGGAAAUUAUCACGCUCAAUGCCACCGACGCUGACCAAGACAAAAGAGUCUUUUACGCCCUGCACGCAGCUUCCAGCGCUUCCUCAUUACGCAAGUUCAAAGUGGAUUCUAUCCGCGGCGUUGUCACUUUGGCUGAGAAACUCGACCGGGAGACGAUGGCCCAACAUUUGCUGACUGUUUCCGUCAAAGACCAAGGGACACCAUCUAAACGCAAUUUCGCCCGGCUCUUGAUUGACGUAUCGGAUCACAACGAUCACACACCAGAAUUCAUGUCAGAGCUGGUGCAGGUGCGCAUUUUCGAAACGGCAGCUGUUGGAUCCGUGGUGACCAUGAUGUUGGCCAUCGACAAGGAUCGCGGUGCCAAUUCGAAAGUGACAUAUUCCAUUAGCUCUGGCAAUGUGGGCGGAGCGUUCGUUAUUGAACCCGACUCUGGUCUCAUCCGCGUCAAUCAACCGCUGGAUGUCGGCACAGCGCACGAGUACAUGCUGGUAGUGAAGGCCUCUGAUGGAGGUUCGCCGUCACUUUCGACCUCGUGCCGAGUCCACAUUCUCGUCACAAUGGCCGAGAACGAUCCCCCCAAAUUCUUGCAGAGCGAAUAUACUGCGGACGUGUUCGAAGAUGCCACAGGCGGCACGUUUGUCAUUCAAGUGGAGGGCAGAUCCAUCUCGAGCUUGUUGUUCGAAAUCACCGAUGGCAACAGCGACGGUUCGUUCACCAUCAAUCCGAGCACGGGCAUCAUUGUCGUGUCGCCGAGAGGUGCGCUCGACUACGAGACUACCAAACACUACAAUCUGAGCAUCAGCGCCAUGAAUAUGGCCGGUUCUUCAGCCCGAUGUCUUGUCCAUGUUCACGUGUCCGACGUCAACGACAAUUCACCAACGUUCAGCCAAGAAUUGUACGAAGGGACUAUCGCAGAAUCGGCCUUGGCCGGCUCGUUAGUCUUCCAGCGAUUGUCGUCCGCUCCGCUGGUCGUUUCCGCUAAAGAUGGCGAUUCCGGAGUCAACGCACUUUUGUCGUACGACAUUGUGGAACCGAGAGCGGCCCAACUUUUCGCCAUCGAUUCGAACACGGGCGCGGUGCGGACACUGGCCCCGCUCGAUCGCGAGCAGCUGGCCCGCGUCGAGUUCACUGUCCAGGUGUCGGACCAUGGCCGCCCGAGGCGUAGCUCGGACCAAGUGGCCCGUGUGAGCAUUGUUAUCACGGACGUGAACGAUUCGCCGCCGAAAUUUGUCGGCCAGCUGCCGUACAGCGUCUCGCUGCUUCUGCCCACUUUCCCGGGUGUGGCCGUGGUGCGCGUGCGGGCCGAAGACCCCGACGUCGACGUUAAUUCGACGCUCACCUAUCGGAUCAAAGGCGGCAAUGGAGCGGGCAAAUUCGCCAUCGACAGACGCACAGGUUGGAUUAGCGUGUCCGACACGGACGGAUUGGCGGGCAAUAAUUUCUACACGCUGGAAGUUAGCGUCAGCGACGGCAAGUUCAGCACGGCCACCAAGGUGGACAUCCAGUUGGAAAAGAUGAUGGCCUCCGGGCUGGCCUUUGCCCAGGAUAAAUACACGGGUUACGUGACGGAGAACAGCACCCGCGGGGCAACGACGAUCGUGGCCCUCAACGUGCUGGGCACGCAUCUCAACGAGCACGUCACCUUCUCCAUUUUGAACCCGCAAGGUCUCUUCCAGGUGGGCAGCACGUCGGGCGUCGUUCAAGCGAUCGGGCAGGUGCCUUUCGACAGGGAAGUUGAGCCGCGCUACGUCAUCGUCGUGGAAGCGCGCAGCGAGCGUGGCGACGGCGAGAAGCCCCGCAUCGCCCACACGCGUGUUGAAAUUGAAGUCACGGAUAUCAACGAUAAUCGGCCGGCAUUUUUCAACUUGCCCUAUUACGCCGUCGUUUCUGCCGAGGCGCCGAAAGGCAGCGUCGUUACCAAGGUGCAAGCCAUGGACAAGGACGUGGGCGAAAAUGGUGAUAUCCGUUACGAAUUGCUGCGUGGCAGUGGCGAAUUGUUCCGCGUGGACCGGCGAACGGGCGAAAUUUUGCUACGUCACGUGCUGGAGGGCCAACAAGGUCACAGCGACUACGAGCUGGUGGUGGCCGCCUACGACGGCGGCACUCCCCCGCUGUCGUCGGAAGCUUUGGUCCGAGUCAAAGUGGUCACUAAAAGCCAGCCCGUCUUUGGCCAGCAAUAUUAUUCGGCUUCGGUGCUGGAAAGCGCCGAUCCCCUUUCACCCGUCCUCAGCGUGCAGGCGUCGAGCCCCUCGGGCCGGCAAUUGAUCUAUUCCAUCGUGUCGGGCAACGAGGGCGAAGAAUUUGCCGUCGAUUUUAACACAGCCCACAACUCGGAAAACGGGCCUUGUCUCAUCUAUAUCGUCAACCGGCUGGAUUACGAAGCCAGAUCCAAAUACGAAUUGCUCGUCCGCGCUACCGACAGCGUAUCGGGCUCGCAUUCAGAAGUGCCCGUCAGUGUCAGCGUUGACGAUGCCAAUGAUUCACCACCAGAAUUCAGCAACAACGAAUACAAUGUCACGUUGUCGGAAGCCACGCCUUCCGGCACAGUGGUUCUGGCUGUCAGCGCUCACGAUCUCGAUUCCGGCACCAACGCAGAAGUUGUUUACCGACUGCUACCCGAUACCAAUGGCGGCCAAGACACCGUCUCCGUGGCUGCCGCCUCGGCUGAGUUCUUCCACAUCAACCCGGAAGACGGAACGUUGAUUCUCGCCCGUUCGCUGGACCGUGAAACGCAGUCACUACACCAUCUGCUCGUCAUGGCGUCUGACCAGGGCAAUCCAUCCCUCUCCAGCACAGCUCACAUCUGGAUCAGAGUUGAAGACGUAAACGACAAUCCACCGCAAUUCGAACAACGUUCAUACCGUUGCGUUUUGAGCGAAGAUGGCAAGCGAGGCCAAUUCGUCACGAUGGUGACUGCAACAGAUCCGGAUGUCUCCGAUCAGACUCGGUUAGUCUAUUCGCUUACGGGCGGCAACGAUCAGCAAAUGUUUAACAUCGAUUCAAAACGAGGUACCGUGACGUUGGGCAACUUGCAUCGAUUUGGAGAACAGCCAAAUUACUUGUUGAAUAUCAGCGUCAGCGAUGGUGUGUUUACAAGUUUCGCAGCGCUCCAAGUGGAUCUGCUUUCAACCAAUCGGCAUUUGCCCAGCUUUUCUCGUCCUCUUUACGAGGUGGAAGUGUUGGAGAAUCUUCCGGCUGGCACUUUGGUGAUCCAGCUCAACGCAACCGACCUGGACAGAGACGAUUUUGGACGUAUAACGUACGCCAUCCUGUCCACCGUCGCUUCAGAAAUGUUUAGAAUUGACGAGGAAACGGGAGAUGUUUUCACUCGGCGACCGCUUGAUCGUGAAGUUCGCAAAGUCCAUGAGAUCCCAGUAGUGGCUUUCGAUGCUGGUGGCAAGUCAGGUCACGCUACCCUCCGCGUCAAAGUUGGUGACGUCAACGAUAACAGACCAAGGUUCCUACUGGCCGAAUACAGGGCCAAUAUCCACGCCAACUACUCAGUUGGGCAACCAUUCCUUAAAGUUCAAGCCAUGGAUCUAGACGUGGAUAAUAACGCGAAAUUAAGUUACUCCAUUUACGAGUCAAACGGAACCAAAGCCUCAGAUACGUUUGACAUCAACUCGUCUACCGGAGAACUCUUUUUAAAGCAGAAUGCACUUGCUCUUGCCAACGAAGUGUUUCAAUUCUUCGUUCGAGCAGAAGAUCACGGCUCUCCUGUAUUGGGCACAGAAGCUCCAGUUGAUGUCCUGAUCCUCGAUCCGCAAGAACGAGCGCCUACUUUCGAGAGGACUUCUUCUAAAUAUUUCAUUUCAGAAUCCGCACCAGUUGGUACGACGAUUGCGAGAGUUAAAGCGGUCAGCGGUGGCGAACAAUUGCAUUACACCAUCGUUCCGGCACCGAGGAAUCCCGAUUCGGACGACGGAAGCAGAGAUGAAGACGUGGAACCAUCGCCUUUCUUUUCUGUCGACGAUCAGGGACAGAUUUAUUUAUCUUUACCACUGGAUCGCGAAACAUGCGACAUCCACAUCAUCACUGUCGUUGCCUCAACAGACACCUCGCCUCCCAUUAUCGCCUUUACCGAGGUUAUCAUCCAGGUGCUGGAUACUAACGAGCAUCCGCCAGAGUUUGAAAGCAAUCCGUACCAGAUUGUGGUAGCUGAAAAUGCCGAGAAGGGCACCAGCGUCAUUCGAGUGUCCGCUUUGGACGGAGACCGUGUCACUGGAACAUAUGGCGAUCUUCGCUAUUCUUUCGGCCACAGCAUGGCACCUGAAUUGGCCAAUAUAUUCCGCUUGGAUUCUGUCACGGGAUGGAUCACCACUUUGGGUCUUCUCGAUCGUGAAGAACGUGAUCGCUACAUUUUGCCAAUUAUCGCUAGCGACAACGGCACACCGGCCAAACUGACAUCUACAACGGCCGUGGUGAUCGAAGUGCGCGAUUACAACGACAACCCGCCGCAAUUUGCAGAGAGCCAUUACGUGGCAGCCGUCAAUGAAGAAGCCCUUCCGGGCACGGUUGUUGUUCGACUGACAACCACCGACCGUGACCGAGACGAAAGUCGUUCCGACGCUGCGUCCUCGAUGUCGCAACAACCCCAAUUGCAUUAUUACAUUAUAAGUGGUGAUCCACGAGCCCAGUUUGGUAUCCGCCAGGGCGAAGUUUAUGUCGAAAGAGCAUUGGAUCGUGAAGAAAUCGGCUCGUAUAGCCUUCAGGUACUUGCUACUGAUGGCUUCUUCACGGCCACGACACACGUCACUGUUGACAUUUUGGACGACAACGAUCACGCUCCCGUCUGUACUCAACACCGUUAUCACGAACUCGUAUCUGAAGCGACCUCGCCAGGCACGUUCAUCGUUCGUGUACGGGCUACUGACGCUGACGAAGGACCCAACGCUAAAAUGAAAUUUUACCUGACCGGUGAAGCGGCUGAUUUCUUCUUUUUGGAUCCUUCUUCCGGCCAGUUGAAAACGCUUAAAGCUCUCGAUCGAGAGACUAGACCCACGUACGCGCUCACGGCUCACGUACAAGAUCGAGAACGGCCUCAGUGGGAAUGCACGUCGGAGGUAGUCAUCGUUCUGAUGGACGUCAACGACAACGCGCCUAGUUUCAAUCAAGAUUGGUACACUUUCGCCGUCCCCGAAGAUGCUGAAUUGAGAACCAUCGUGGGCAAAAUCCACGCAACAGACAGCGAUCUCGGACUGAACCGUAAAAUCAGAUACAGUAUGGUGACGUCGACGACCUCUUUGGCUGGCCAAAACUCUUUCGCCAUCGACGCCGAAAGCGGAAUCGUAACUGUAGCCAAAGGACUGGAUCGCGAAACUGUUUCAUCCUACAACUUGACUGUUUCCGCCAUUGAUUUGGGCACGCCCGCUUUAGUAUCUACCGUCGUAGUGACAGUUGUCGUGACGGAUGUCAACGACAAUCCUCCGCAAUUCAGCCGCAAGUUGUACGCAGCUUCGGUGGCUGAGAGUGGUUCCAUCGGCACGGAAAUCUUGAACGUGCUGGCCACUUCAUUGGACAUUGGUGUCAACGCUGAAAUCAAGUACUCGAUCGUAGGAGGCAACGAACACCGCCAUUUUGCCAUGGAUCCGAUCUCCGGAGUCAUCAGCCUCGCCGAACCGUUGGAUUACGAACGAGCCCGCGAAUUUUAUCUGACCAUCCAGGCACUUGACGGAGGUGUUCCUCCGCUUAGCAACCAUGCAGCCGUCAAUAUAACUGUGCUGGACAGCAACGAUAACCCGCCCAUCUUUACGCAGUCGAGCUACAGCGCUGCCAUUCGCGAAGACGCCAUUAUAGGAGAGACCGUUUUGCGACUGAACGCUGUCGAUUUAGACAGCGGCGACAACGGCCGCAUCACUUACACGCUUCUUAAUGGCGACCGUCACUCUCAGUUCCGUAUCGAUGGCAGCACUGGUUUAUUGACCGUGGCCGGACAGCUGGACAGAGAACUGAUUACUAGCUACAUGCUGGAAGUGGAAGCUAGGGACAAUGGAGCCCCGUCGUCUCUAGCCGGAAACGUCCUUGUCUCUGUGGAAAUUACGGAUGCCAAUGAUAAUCCACCUGCCUUCUCGCAAGUCAAUUACACGGCCAUCGCACAGGAAGAUAAGCCUCUCGGUUUCGUAAUUCUCAAACUGCAAGUAACUGAUGCCGACGGACCAACCAAUGCCGGUCCAUUUACCUUCGAAAUCAGGUCCGGCAACGUCGACAACGCCUUCCGAAUCGACGGCAACGGCUCUCUACGCACGGCCAGGCGAUUCAAUCACAAAGUUCGUGACCACUAUGUCCUGCAAAUUGUUGUUUUCGAUAAUGGCAAUCCACCACUGUACACCGACACGUGGGUUUUAGUCAAGGUGAUUGAAGAAUCCAAAUAUCCACCUAUAAUCACACCUCUGGAGAUCAACAUCAACUCUUUCCUGGAUGAAUAUGCUGGCGGAGUGAUUGGUCGUGUUCACGUCAACGACCAAGAUCCUUACGACACGUUGGUCUAUUCACUGGUCGAGGAAAAAGGAUACCAUCAGUACUCUUCGGUGGCUCUAUUCGAGCUGGAUUCCGAAGACGGUACUUUGAUCGCUAAACCCGGCCUGGAUGUGGGCGCCUACACGGUCAACGUGUCCGUAACGGACGGCAAGUUUUUCACGUACUCGUCGGUCAAAGUCAACGUCGUAUUCAUCUCGGAUGAGGCGCUGCAGAACGCCAUUAUCCUGACCGUCCGUGACAUCACUGCCGAUGAUUUCGUCACGAGCUACCGCAAGAAUUUCUUAAAAGCCGUGCGCAACAUAAUGAACGUUCGCACCAAAGACGUGUUCAUUAUCAGCAUCCAACCGCAAGUGACAACUACCACCCAGCCAUCGUCGAAAAGCAACCGGACAAGGCGCGGAGAUGACACGUCGCCGCUCAGGAAGUCGGCCGCUGUUACCAGACUGGAACCCAUGUGGCGGAUCCGCGAUCCUGCACGACAAUCGAGACCCAAUGUGGACAUUUUGUUCUCUGUUCAGAAACCAGCCGGGGGAUUCUAUCCUCCCUCCAUUGUUCGCAAGCAGCUGCUGGACAAUGUAGCGGAACUGGAAGCCACGAUCGAUCAUCAUCGUAUUUCCGGCACUAUUCAGGGUUUCUGCACGGCCAACCUUUGCGGGAACAAUGGCAAGUGCUACGAUCGUGUUGUUCUUGACGACACGAUGACCGUGGCGAUUACGUCAGACAUCAGCAGCUUCGUCGCUCCGCGACACAAAUACAAACCGACGUGCGUGUGUAAAGACGGAUACGGUGGCGAGAAAUGCGAUGUGGUAGCCAAUGAAUGCGCCCUGAAUCCGUGCCCAGAUUCGCGCGUUUGUCGUCCAGAAUCGGGUCUGCCCGGAUAUUCGUGUCGUUGUCCCGAAAACCAUCCGGGUUGUGUCAAUGAACUAACUCAAAUGACUCCUUGCAAAGAUUCCACAUCUGGAUGCUACCAACCUAGUCACCCGAUCUUCUUCUCCGGGAAAUCAUACGCCCAGUACAGCCUCGGAUCUUCGAUCGAGCGACGUCUUCUGUUGACCCUUCGAUUCCGUACGGUUCACCAGACCGGAAGCAUAAUGUUUGCUAGUGGUCGUAUCGAUUACAGCAUCCUGGAAAUCGUCAAUGGCGAGGUUCAAUACCGAUUUGAUUGCGGUAGCGGAGAAGGGCUGGUACGAGUGACUGGCUUAAAUGUCAACGACGGAGCUUGGCACGAUAUCCGAGUGGAACGUCACGGAAGCGUGGCUGAAGUGACGGUAGACGGAUCGUAUCGAUCUCAAGGAGCAGCUCCCGGUGUCAACGAUGUCCUCAACCUGGAACCAAUUAGCGAUCACGUCUUCUUCGGUGCCGAAGUUCGGACAAUGGACGAUGUUCGCAUGGGCUUCGUCGGCUGCCUGGAUGAAAUCCGUUUGAACGAUAAUCUCUUGCCACAACACAUACCCAUCAGUUCGCCGGCCUCCUCUUUGAACAGUCUCGGUUCCAGUCACAGCACUUCGGCCAGUCCAUCCAUUACGUUGAAGAGGUUUACCAACGUCGAGUUCGUCUGCCGAGUUCCACUCGAAAGGCCUGGCGUCUGCGGCAGUCAACCUUGUUUGAAUGGUGGCACGUGUACUGAGAUGGCCGCUAUCUUGCCCGGCUACCAGUGUGCCUGCCGGCCUCGUUUCAUGGGCGCUCGUUGCGAAAUCGACAGCGAUCCGUGCGCUUCUUCGCCUUGUCUUUUCAACGGCCGUUGCUACAAUCUCAACAACGACUUCCGGUGCGAAUGCCCUGCCCGUCUGAGUGGCAAACGCUGCGAAUACGGCCGUUAUUGCAACCCCAAUCCUUGCAAAAAUGGCGGCAUCUGCGAGGAGGGAAGCACCGGGCCGAUUUGCAAAUGCCGCGGAUUUACAGGCGACACGUGUUCCGUAGACGUCAACGAAUGCGAACCUUCUCCGUGCCAAAACGGCGGCACUUGCGUCAACAUUGUCGGCAGCUUCCAGUGUCUCUGUCCUCUCAACGCCACCGGCCAUUACUGCACCGAACUGGCCUUCAAAAACGAUUCGAUUACCUCCGACUCGUUUUUCAACAACUUUCCGCUUCUAUGGAUUAUUGUGGUCGCCGUCGGUCUCACCGUUAUCAUCCUGUUGAUCAUCUUGCUAGUCAGCUGUUGGUGGAAAAGGAACAAGCGGUCGCGAAGUGGCAGUCACCGAUCGCACAGUAUGAACGAUCCCAACGUCAAAGAAAUGGUGCCGCUCAAUUCGACUCGACCCAUGGAUUUGUCGGAAUUUAAACGAGGCUCCAAGAUGAGUAACCUUGAAGCUACCAAUCAGGUACCGCCCAUGUUGCCGCCUCGUCCAGCUUCAUACACGCCCAGCAUCGGCGAGCCCACCUACCUUCCGCUGAACAAUUUGGACACGAUCCGCAGCUACGGAUCGGCUGCCGACGAACUUGAAACAUAUCCCAUGCUGGGCAUGCCGACCUAUAAUGGAAACGGAAUGGGCAGCAUAGGCGGACAUAACAAUCCUGAUUACCACCCGAACUUGAACCGGCCGUCGGGUGUGGGCAUGGCUUCCAAUGGCGGAACGGUGUUGGCUUCGCCUCCUCUCCUCCUGCCGGCCCACGACGCUCUCAGCGACUCUGACAGCGUCCACAAGCCUCGCUGGUCGGAUCUGGAAAGCAAUCUCAAAGGAUCGUAUUAUGAGGCAGCCAAAAUCCACAAUGACUUGAAAGGGAAAUGCAGCGAGACGGGAUCGACGGCCAACCGGAUCCACCAUAAUCAUCACCAUCUGAACGGCAACCACUACGGCCAUACUGGAGGUCUGAUGCUGAGCAACGUUAAAAGCACAAACAAGGACACGACUACCAUGUCGUCCUCGGUUUCUCCAUCCGUCUCGGCCAACGUCGACGAUUGUGCGCGUGGACAGCGUGGUGGACUUGCAUUGGGUACGUCGAGCCCCGUGACGCUCUUACCUCCUACGGCUACGGGAGUUUCCUAUAACUCUUCCAUCUCCCCAUUACCUACCCCUCCUCCUAGUCCUCCCGCCAUUCCGCCCUUACCCAAGGAUUAUGCCGAAUUUGAAUUGAGUCUGCAGACAUUGAUGAGGCAAACAGCUCUACUCAACAGGCCUUCACCGAGUUACCACUGGGAUUGUUCAGAUUGGGCCAAUCAGAGCCAAAACCCAUUACCGAACAUAACGGAAGUACCAGGAUCGGAGAUACCCGACUCUUCCAGUUUCCAUAGCAACGAAAGUAACGAGUCCAAUGGCAACAACCAUCAACUCGACACCCACGGGAUGAUGAUGACAAUCAGUCCCGAACGUGACCUGGAUACGUUGGUGGAAGAUCCGAAACCACUCCCGACAUCGAACGGAUUCAGGUCUUUGGACUCAGACUGCGGUACGGAUGUCGAGAUGGGAUCGAACAAUACCAACCCUUUCCGAUCGUGCCAACCGCCCAGUUUCGAGGAAAUUCUUGCCAAUAGCGGAUUGCGUCUGUCGGAUUUAGCCGUCGUUUCCCUACCCAACAGCGAUGGAGGAUGCAGCGAUAGUGAAGCACCGUCAGAGUCAUUACCACCACCUGGCAACUAUUCCAGGCAUCCCAAUCAUUAUCUACCACCUUACAGCAUUGCCAGCGAGACGGAAGCUGAAGAUUCAUCGCCCGUCCGCAGCAACGGCAAUGGACGACAACAACUUAAUGGACGCAACGGUUACGGCAAUCGUGGUGCAACCAACAACGACCACGAUGACGAUGACGACAGCAGCCCAUCAUCUUCGAGCUCAUUCGCCAGUCAAAUCCAUCGACCGCUGACCAAUUUACGGGCCGUUGGGAACGGAGCUUCCGCCGCUUCGUCGGCUCACGAUCGCGUUUCGUCGUUGAUGGGCUCGUGCAGCGACGUGUCCAAUUUGUGCGACAUCGAGGAUUCUGAAUUCGAAGUCGACGAUGUCAGGCCGAGAAUGCCAGCGCCGAUGACUACGAUCCAUAAACCGGGCCAACCGAUCCAGACCGACGUCUAAUAUAUGUAACUAAGCAGCUAGCAACUAGACAUCAUCUCGGAUCGAUGUCGCUGAAAUCGAGCACGACAGAUGUUAUCUACGGCCUUGUAGUGCCUCGCGUUUUCCUCCUCCGUUUUAUAUUUUUUUUCUAUUCAUUUUCCAUUCUCUGUGAACUUUGUCGGGGCGGGCGUGAUCCAGCCCAUUUGCUUUCCCGGGCAAUCUAUUUCGCUAGUUCUUUUUCUUGGAUAGUUUGUCGAGUGCUCUUUUCUCCCUCUUUUAGCGCUUGAACGGCUGCAGCGAAACACCCGGGACAGAGACGACGAUCGUCAUCAGCUCAGAGAUUUUAUUAAGAGCUUCACUCGUUUCUCACCGCAAAAUAUUUUUAAAUGUUGGAAGGAAAAAGAAAACACACACAAAAAAAAAAAAUUAAAUGAAAAAUGACGAAGUUAGCAAAAUGCUGUACUGAGAAACUGUACGCAUCAAAUGUGCCACUCACCUCUGGAACACACGCAACUUUCAAACUGUAAAAAGUAAUGUAUGUAGAUUGGCUAUCGUGAUUGAAACUCCCCCUCCUACUGUCCAUUCAUUCUUUUGUUUCUGUGGAUAAUCCCAUGAUAGUGGAGUGUGCAACCUCUGCUUCGUUAUGUAUGACGUGCAAUUUUUAUCUUCUUGUUGGUCUCCAUUUUCGUUUGAUCACGAAGCAAAAGCGGUCCAGCUCGUUCGUUGUCCUCUUUCGUCCUUUUCUUUUUCCUCUGUCUCUAUUUUUACUGUUUGAUUUGACCUUUUUUCGUAUUCGGUUGCACGUAUUCCUUUGGAAAACAAAAGGUUUGUUGCGUCCGCAACUGCGUGGUUGCCUUUUGAUUCUUACGAUUUUUUUUGUUGAAGAUAACGAAAUGUGUUAUAUUUGGCAUAUACCAACAACAUAUUGUGUUCUGGCAAUUAUCAAUGCACGUGGCUUUUUAUCUUUCUUUUGAAUUUCUUCUAACUUGUUUUUAUUUUCCUCCUUAUUUUCCGUUCAUCUUUUGUUGUUUAUACAUUUUUUCCCUUGUUGCACAGGAAAAUUGACGAGCUGGCGGCAAAAGAAAAAGUUCAGAGACUUGAUCCAGCCAUAUCUAAAAAGUCUUUGCCGCAUUUGUGUUUUUCCGCCUUCCCCAACCCCUUUUAUACAGACAUAUAUAUUAUAUAAAUACGGAGAAAGAGAGAGAGAGAUUGAAGAGAGACAUUGUUGGAGCAUCAUAUAUUACUAGGCUCCGGGUAAUAUUUUUGCACCUAUAUUGUUCGCUUUUCCUUCUCUUUGUGUCCAGUUUGUACAUUAGACGAUAAUCGUGAUGACGACAUGGCAACGGUGUAACAACAACAAAAAAUAUGUUUGAAAAAAAAUGAGAGAAAAGUGUUGUACAGUUUUACCUUUUAUAAACAAACAAAAAAAUGAUAUGGUUCCAUCUCUUUUGUAAAGAAAAAAUCGUGACAAAUACACAGAAAACGCAUGUUAA